Zymoseptoria tritici IPO323 is the source of this 930-nucleotide messenger RNA. RefSeq lists its product as uncharacterized. NCBI's taxonomy places the organism in Eukaryota, Fungi, Ascomycota, Dothideomycetes, Mycosphaerellales, Mycosphaerellaceae. The transcript has 2 exons. Bases 1 to 930 code for a protein of 309 amino acids. The record is from RefSeq and is a predicted model, not a curated record.
AUGGCAGCGGGCCGGCGACUGCACGUCCAAGCUUCCACGCUAGCAUUGUUUGUACGCACAGAACACUUCAUCCGCCGCUCAAGCUUCUACCAACUCUUCAACUUCGACACCCACUCUGCGCUCGUCUGCCGCAUCAUGGCACCACCAGGACUUUCGGGCUCUGGCAGCCAGCCGUCCAAAUCUGGGCAACGCCAGCGCAAGGACGUGCCCAAAUCGAGCGCAUCCCAUCCUAGCGGCAUCACCAAGAGACAACGAAAGAACAUGAAUCGGCUUCAGAAAGCCGGCAAGCCUAUCAAAUCAGCUGAGGAGUAUCGCGCUCAACUCGAAGUAAAGCUCGCAGACCAGGAUCGAGGGAUCGCUAGGCGUCAAAAUCCGAUAGUCAAAGACAAUGUUCCAGCGGACUGUGCGCUCGAAUGUCUUCGUCGCGACAAGCCCUCCCUCUACGCAAGCAUUACCACCGGAUCUAUCCCAAUGCCCGCGAAGGACGACCCACAGAGCGCGCGGGUAAUCUGGUUCAACGACUUGAACAACAAGUUCACCUUCAACAGGCACUUCACGCAAGCUCGUAUGCUCUACGCCAUCAUCCGCUACCGCGAUUUAGAGCUUAAGCAUCCAAUCAGUCUCCUCGAACGUCAAUUCGCCGCCGCUUGCCUCGAGCAUGACCUGGGCGAGCAAGACCGCACAUGGGUUCGAGAAGGGUUCAUCGACUUAUGGCUCAACUCUCCCGACUCGGCGCUGCCCACUUUCACGCGUGCGUUUUGCAAACGCUUCAGGGGAUUCCGCAAAACGCUGUCCGAAACAUUGCCUGAAGUCCACAUGCCCGUAGCGCCGUCCUCCACCGCCAAGCCAUUGCGAGACUCGCCCAUGGAAAUUCAACAGCUGUAUGAGCCGGCGGGCGAAGAAGACGAGCUGGACAAGGAAUGGGCGUAG